This is a messenger RNA of Rhodotorula toruloides NP11, 2880 nucleotides long. RefSeq names its product phosphatidylinositol glycan, class N. The coding region runs from base 1 to 2880 and encodes 959 amino acids. Gene Ontology annotation, cellular component: endoplasmic reticulum membrane. The transcript is spliced from 12 exons. Gene Ontology annotation, biological process: GPI anchor biosynthetic process. Gene Ontology annotation, molecular function: mannose-ethanolamine phosphotransferase activity. Lineage: Eukaryota; Fungi; Basidiomycota; Microbotryomycetes; Sporidiobolales; Sporidiobolaceae. The record is from RefSeq and is a predicted model, not a curated record.
AUGGCUGACCCACACACAGAGCCAAAGCUUCUGCGGCGACCAGCUUGGCAGCUCACCGCGCCCCGCCUGCUCAUUCUCUCGCUCCUAUUCCACCUCGUCUUUGUCCGGAGCAUCUUCGACGUCUACUUCUCCUCGCCGGUCGUGCAGGUUUCGGACAGGUACGCGGUGACGCAUGAGGAUGGGCGAGGGCUGGCAAAGCGCGUCGUGCUGUUCGUCGGCGACGGCCUACGAGCCGACAAGCUCUUCCAGACGUACCCCAAUCCGCCAUUCCCUUCCUCCGACCCUCCUCCUUCGCCUGUUCCCUCUCCUCACGCGCUCAUCCCGCCGUCUUCCUCCUUCGAUGACGAGCUCACUACUCCCGCACCCUUCAUUCGCUCACUAAUUCAGUCUGGCCAGGCGCAGUGGGGCGUGUCGCACACUCGCGUUCCAACGGAAAGUCGACCGGGACAUGUUGCGCUCAUUGGAGGGAUGUACGAGGACGUGUCGGCUGUGACGCGAGGAUGGACGACGAACCCCGUUCCGUUCGACUCGGUCUUCAACCAGUCCUCGCACGCCUUCACCUUCGGCUCGCCCGACAUCCUCCCAAUGUUCGCCCUCGGGGCUUCGGAUCCCCACCGCGUUGCAACCUUCAGCUACGACGAGGAUGCGGAGGACUUUACCUCCGACGCCGUUCACCUCGACCUCUGGGUUCUCGACCAGCUCCCGUCGCUCCUUCAGAACGCUUCGUUCAACCCGGCGCUGAAAGCAAAACUCGAUGCGCCAGGUGUGGUCUUCUUCGAACACCUCCUCGGCCUCGACACAACAGGCCACUCGUACCGACCCCACGGCCCCGAGUACCACCGCAACAUCCGAGUCGUCGACUAUGUCGUUUCGCGGACUGUCGAGCUCUUGUCGGAGUACUACGGGGACGACGGGGAGACGGCGUUUGUCUUUACGGCGGAUCAUGGGAUGAGCAGUUUGGGGAAUCAUGGAGAUGGGCACCCGGAUAAUACGAGGACGCCGCUGGUGGUUUGGGGAAAGGGUGUGAGGAGGCGAGAGUACUGGGAGGAGCCGACGAGGCACGAUGAAUACUCGGCGAGUUGGGGUCUGAAGGGUGUCAGGCGGGACGUUGAGCAGGCGGAUAUUGCGGUUCUCAUGGCUGUCCUCGCAGGCGUCCCGAUUCCGGCUAAUUCGGCCGGCCGCCUGCCGCUCGAAUACCUCGACGCCUCACCCUCGUUCCGCGCGCGAGCGGCCUUCGCGAACGCGCAGCAACUGCUCGCCGAGGCAGAAGCUAAGAGCGAGCUGAAACGCCGGCAUGCUCUCUCGUUCCGCCCCUUCCCUGAACUUGUCGACUCACCCGCGCAUGGCUAUCUCUCUCCAUCGUCGCAUCGAAGGGACAUUCAGCGGCUCAUUGACGAGGGCGAGUACCUUGAGGCGGAAAAGCGCAGCGUUGAGCUGGGCGAGAUCGCGUUGAGGGCGUCAAGUUACUUCCAAAAAUACGACUGGCUGAUGCUGCGAACGGUCGUCACGAUCGGCUACCUCAGCUUCAUGCUCCUCACCGCCCACUCGAUCCUCUCUUCCUCCGCGGCGCCUUCCUCCCCAUCCCGCCUCACCGUCCUCCCUCUUCUCGCCUUUCUCGCUCUCUCCCUACGCUUCGCCAUCGAGCACGCUCCUCUUUCCUACUACCUCUACGCCUUCUUCCCUUCGCUCUUCACCUUCCUCGCCCUCCGCAACCCUUCCCCACUUCUCUCGCUCCUCCACCCUCCGACCUCCGGCAUUCCCCUUUCUCAUCGUCUAGCAGGCGGCCUCUCCUCCAUCCUCAUUCUCGAAACGAUGGCUUACGGGUACACCUCCCGCCGCGCCUUCGCCCUCAUCGCGCUCGCAAUGGGCUUCAUCUGGCCUCUCACGCUCGACGGACGGUGGAGGAAGGAGAAUGGCGGGCUUGUAAGAGGAUGGGUGGCGGCGAUGGGCGUAUUAGCCGUCUUUCCGGUGUUACCGGUCGAGAAGGGUGAGGAUCUGAGGGUCGUCUCGGCGGGUGCAGCGCUCAUCUGCAAAUUGGGUCUCGUCGCGAUCCGCUCGCUGAGACGAUUAGACUCGCCGACCUGGACUCGGACAAGGCGGUUCUUGCUGGCCGAGAUCGCCUUGACCGUCGCCUGCACCGCUGUGACUUGCUCAUCGGCGCUGAGUCUGCAACGCAAGGAGGGUCUGCCGGCGCUGAACCAGUAUAUGGGCUGGGUCAUCCUUGUGGCCUCCUCUGUCCUCCCAAUCCUUCACGGCCGCCCGCACGGUCAGCCGCCUCUCGAGCGCCUCUCGGUCCUCCUCUUCGCCUUCGGACCGGCAUUCACCAUCCUCUCGCUCUCGUACGAAGCGCUCUUCUAUGCAUGCUUCUGCCUCGCGUUGGUCUCGUGGAUGAAAAUGGAGGCGAGCUUGGCGCGAGCGGAGGGGAAGAAGGAGGACGAGGGUAUGGGCCUGAAGCAUGUCAGGAUUAGUCUGUUCUUCCUCGCUUUCCUGCACCUCGGCUUCUUCGGAUGCGGCAACGUCGCGAGUAUCAGCUCGUUCUACCUCGAGCCCGUCUAUCGCCUGAUGACGGUCUUUGCACCGUUCCCGAUGGGCGCACUCCUACUUUUCAAGCUGCUCAUCCCCUUUGUCGCCCUAUCGGCCGUCUCCAGCGCGAUCAACCACCAUCUCCGCCUCCCUCCUCUUUCCCUCUUCCUCGUCGGCUCGAUUCUCUCCGAGAUUCUGACGAUCAACUUCUUCUUCCGCGUCAACGAUACCGGCUCGUGGCUCGAAAUUGGCAGCUCCAUCACGAACUUCGUCAUCUGUUCGCUCAUCGGGUUGUUCAGCUCGGCGCUUCUGGCGGGCGGAGAGGGGUUGCUCAAGGGGACGGCGGUGGGUGUGUAG